CAUCAGUUCUGUCAGAACUGCGACCCAGAGAAAAAAAAAGAAAGGGGGGUCCUGCUCCGUUGAAUGACCCUGUUUACAAGCCGCCCAUCAGCUAAUUCGGUUACUAUCAAUGCCUUCGGCAGUUCGACCCAAAAAGCUUCAGAAGGAGGGAGACAGAAAACACCAGAAAAAGAAAGCCAGAGGAAAAUGUUGAUUUAUAUCUCGAUCAAUAGAAGAGCGAUCAUCGUUUGAUAGGAAUCGGCUGGCUUAUCUGUAGGGAAGCCGGCGCUGGGCGGACUGUGGAGGCAGGGAGUCGGACGGCUCGGAGGGUUUUCACCAUGGACAGCUCCUUGCGGGACUCACCCCCUCCGCUCUCCCUCUCCAAACGCCAGUCUUCCAGCUCGCCGCCCGUGCUAGCAAACGCCUCCUGCUCCUCCUCUCCCUUGGGAACGACCAUCUCGCUCACAGUCCGGGAGAUCUGACGUCAGAAAUCGCUUUCGUCGGCUUGACGUGUAAACACUCAUUUCCAUUUUGGCUGUGGCGGGUUUGGGUUGUGUUCAAGCAUGAGCCAGACCUAGAGAGACGAUCUGCAAGCGCAGCAGCACAGCCACUUUCUUGGGCACUGCCUUGUUUUUGGUUUGUUUGGUUUUUCCCCCCCUUCGGCCGUCCACUUCGCUUCAAGAGAAGAGUCUUCAGCUCAUAUCUUUUUAACCCGAUUUCACCGACUUUGAUUUUGAAGCAGAUUAAUUCCCCCCCGCCCCUUCCCUCUUAAUUUCUUCCUGCUUCUCUUUUGACUCUCCGGGUGCCAUGGGAGAGAGACGGUGGGCAGAGCAAUGCGUUGCUGCGGUUCUGCUGUGUUCCUGGAGUGUAGCUAUUCUGGCCAAGGCAGAGAGGCAGUUUCUCAACGAAUGGGCAGCAGAGAUCCCAGGAGGUCCCGCGGCGGCAAAGGCCAUUGCUGAUGAGCUGAAUUAUGACUUCAUGGGGCAGAUUGGAUCACUUGAAAACCAUUACUUAUUUAGACACAAAAGCCAUUCUAAAAGGUCUCGAAGAAGUGCUGCUCACAUGACGAAAAGACUCGCAGAUGAUCUUCGUGUAUCUUGGGUGGAACAACAGUAUGAAAAGAAGCGAAGUAAACGUUCAGUAUUGAGAGUUUCAGCUGAAAAUCUUUUUAAUGACCCAAUGUGGAAUAAACAAUGGUACCUGCAAGACACAAGAAUGUCUCCAUCUUUGCCAAAACUGGAUCUUCAUGUCCUUCCUGUGUGGCAAAAAGGACUCACUGGCAAAGGGGUUGUUAUAACAGUUCUUGAUGAUGGUUUGGAGUGGAAUCACACAGACAUUUAUAAUAAUUAUGAUCCUGAGGCAAGUUAUGAUUUCAAUGACAAUGAUCAUGAUCCAUUUCCCAGAUACAAUCCAACAAAUGAAAACAAACAUGGAACACGAUGUGCAGGAGAGAUUGCCAUGCAAGCCAACAAUUUAAAAUGUGGAGUUGGAGUUGCAUACAAUUCCAAAGUUGGGGGCAUAAGAAUGCUGGAUGGAAUAGUCACUGAUGCCAUCGAAGCCAGUUCCAUUGGGUUCAAUCCAGAUCAUGUGGAUAUUUAUAGUGCCAGUUGGGGCCCAAAUGAUGAUGGGAAAACUGUCGAGGGGCCUGGCCGCCUGGCACAGAAGGCAUUUGAAUAUGGGAUCAAAAAGGGUCGGAAAGGAAAAGGCUCCAUUUUUGUCUGGGCUUCUGGCAAUGGUGGCCGUCAAGGAGAUAACUGUGACUGUGAUGGCUACACAGAUAGUAUUUACACUAUCUCCAUCAGCAGUGCUUCUCAGCAAGGCCUUUCUCCCUGGUAUGCAGAGAAGUGUUCUUCAUCAUUGGCCACAGCAUACAGCAGUGGGGAUUAUACUGACCAGAAAAUUAUAAGUGCCGAUCUUCACAAUGACUGCACCCAGACUCACACUGGUACUUCUGCUUCGGCUCCCUUAGCUGCAGGGAUUUUUGCUCUGGCCCUUGAAGCCAAUCCUAAUCUAACCUGGAGGGAUAUGCAGCAUUUGGUAGUCUGGACAUCUGAAUUUGAUCCGUUGGCCAACAAUCCAGGAUGGAAGAAAAAUGGAGCUGGGCUGAUGGUGAACAGCCGAUUUGGAUUUGGGUUACUGAAUGCAAAAGCACUAGUAGAUUUGGCAGAUCCUAGAACUUGGAAAGGAGUGGGAGAAAAGAAAGAAUGCAUUGUUAAGGACAACAACUUUGAGCCAAGGUCAUUAAGAGCUGGUGGUGAAGUGACCAUUGAAAUUCCUACAACAGCUUGUGAAGGUCAAGAAAAUGCCAUUACAUCACUGGAACAUGUUCAGUUUGAAGCAACAAUUGAAUAUUCUCGUAGAGGUGAUCUUCAUGUGACCCUAACUUCUCCAUCAGGAACCAGUACAGUUUUAUUGGCUGAGCGGCAAAGAGAUAAAUCACCCAAUGGCUUUAAAGACUGGGAUUUCAUGUCAGUUCACACUUGGGGGGAGGACCCAAGAGGCACAUGGAUGUUAAAAAUAAUUGAUAUGUCUAGACGAACGCAAAAUGAAGGAAGAAUUGUAAACUGGAAAUUGAUCUUGCAUGGAACUUCAUCCAAGCCAGACCACAUGAAGCAACCUCGUGUCUAUACAUCAUAUAAUACAGUUCAAAAUGACAGGAGAGGAGUUGAAAAGAUGAUGGACUUUGUGGAGGACCACACCACAAUGGAGAACCUGAGUGAAAAAAACAAGGCAACAGAAAGUACCAUCCACAGCACAGAGAAAUGGCAGGAGCUGGCCUCGUCAGAUGCAAUGCUCCAUCUGCUGCAAAGUGCAUUUAGUGAUCAGAUGGGCGGGAAUAAAGUACCAAAGAAGACUCCAAAUGGAAAGCUAAAUAUUCCAUAUGAACAUUUCUAUAAGGCUUUGGAGAAACUAAAUCAACCCCCUCAGCUGAAGGACUCAGAGGAGUCUCUAUAUAGUGACUAUGUUGAUCUUUUUUAUAAUUCUAAACCAUACAAGCAUAGAGAUGACAGAUUAGUCCAAGCCUUGGUUGAUAUUCUGAAUGAUGAAAACUAAAAGCAUAGGCUAUAGGGCACUAGGUUGGAAAUAUUCAUUUUCCCUUCCCAUCUCCAUAAUACUUCUCAUUUCAGAACAAUUUCCACUUAUUCUGACAAUUUGGAUUACCACUUUUUUGUUGCUUUCUGCUUACCAGCUACCCACAAGAUGGGGAGAAGUGAAAGGAAAACUUACUAGACAUGAGGUAAUCACCACUUCAUUCAAAGUUUUCAGUACUCAUAAACAAUAGCAAUUCACUCUAGGGAUUUUUCCCUGUAUCCUUUCUCUACAAAUUGCACACGAAUAUAUUAGCCCUGAUUUCUAUCCAGUUCCCACUGCUUUCCAUUUAACAUUUUUCAGAGGCUCUCAUGUAGCCUUUCAAACUAUUUUUCCAGACGGGAGUGAACAUCAAAGCUUUAGACAUAAAACACACUCAAGCAAAUGUAAGGUCGGCCCAGUUUUAAUUCAGAUCUUCAUUGAAUUCAGAGAAGAAAAAACGAUAUAAAGCAAGGGGGGAGGGAAAACUCAACUACCAAUGCUCUGACAAUCUGGAAAACUUCACCAGGUGCCUUGAAGAUGACAGAGAGAUUAGCAGGUGAACAUCUCUUGGAAGGUAGUUGGAACCACAAAAAAGAAACUGUGUCCCACAGAUACCCACCUCACAUCAGACGACAAGGCAACCUGAACACUGGGUCACUUCAAGGUAUUUUGUAAAUGUAAACAAUUCUCCUUUAGAUCCUUCUCCCAGCAUUUUCUUUCUUUUCUCCAUUCUUGCCUCCAUCCUUCAGACAAGAACAAAAGUGUGUCUUCCUCAUCCACUUCCCAUUCAUGUUUCAGUAGUUGGCAGCAAGCAAUACACUCCUGGUAGAUCUUAUCAAACUUGCUGAACUCUCAUGAGAUUCACUGAUCACCCAGUGCUAAGCCAAAGGAACUGACCUUUCUGUCAAGACCUUGUGUCAAUAUGACAGAAUGCAAAUUGAAUGCCUGAUCAUCCAAUGAGGUAGCUGAGGCAACUGAUAUACUGCCUGAACUCAUAAGGAAAUCUCCCAAGAGUUGGAUAUUUAACUUGAGGUGUGCUGUCCUACAUUAACAGAGAGAGAGGGAGAGGAUGAGGAGAUGGUACUCCAAAGAUCAUCUGAAGACUGAAGGGCAAGAAUGAAGCAGCAAGAAAGAACCUGAGGGUACCAUCACUUCAUGCCACCUGAACCAUUUUUGCCUGGAGAAGGGCUUCCAAUAAUAAUCUCAUCUGCUGAGCAGUUUCAAGCUGGGGAAGGCAGUCCUUAGGUACAUUUCCCUCAACCUGUUUAGGACUUCAGUGGUCAAUGUCAACAUGUAGAAUUGCUCCUAGGAACAAAAUAGAAGGGAAAUAAAGUAGUUGCACACAUACUGAUGAUUGCUAAUAGCUGAACAUUGUUACUUCCCUCUGAAUCCAAUUAUAAAAUUGCUCUAUUAAAAGCAUUUCUCUGCAGCUUCAAAAUAGCUUCAAUACAUCUGCUUUAUUUGUGGAACUAGUUAGCUCCAUGCCUCUUGUCAGGAGAACCUACUACUACACCAAAACAAAAGAGGAUCUGUGCUGUUUGAUCAGAUCCCGGGAAACUCAAACAGCCCUUAGGAUGCUGCAUAUGGGACAAUCAUUAGCCCCACUUCCAACAGACAAAGUAGGAAGCCAAUGCUGGCACAAACAGUGCUGCUGGGGAUGGUACUGUAUCCGUGUGUGGGAGUUUGGGUCAGAAUUGUAUAGGGAGUGUACCAGUUAAACUCUGGUAUUGGAACCAGCCCUGCUGAGAUGAAAUCCAAAUCCACAUAUUUCAAUGCUCGUCAGAGAACCGCUAAAUAUAAAUAUAACCAGAGUUGGUUUCAUGUCUGUCUCAAUGAAUGACACAUUUGUCAACAUCUGGCUUGCUCCCCAGGAGGUGAAAGGCUAAAUGAUGACUGUUGAAAGAUGGAAGGCCAGAGAGAAAUGAUAUGAGACCCUCUUUUUUUAAAAAAAAAUCAAAAUUAAAUGUGGAAUGAUCUUCUUAAAGAAUGCCCCUUGUGUGGAUUGCUGGAAUAGGAAUGCCUGUGGAUAACAGCUUGUAUCCCACCAAAGGCUGAAAGAGAUAAAAAAAAGAAAAAGAGAUGAGGAAGGGAAAUAGAGAUAAUGAGGGCAUAGAAAUUGCAAGUACUGCUGACUGGAAAAAGUACCAGUACAGAGUUGUGGCAACUUACGCUGAGGAAAAGCAUCAAUCUUCAAGUGUGGUGACCAGGAUCAUCAGGUAAUGUGGAAAAUAAAUUAUAAAUCAGUGCAUUGAGUAAAGUUACAUAUUUUCUCUAUGUGGGCAUUUUCUGUUGCAAUUAAUAGUGUGACCGUAAACAGGGUGACAGCCAACUAUGUACGUUGAAAUCAAUGGGCUUAGAAGGGCGUAAAUCUUAGAGUGGCGCUGUUAGAAAAUCUAGUCACUUGACUGCAGAUACUAAACAAAAUUGAACCGUUGAAUGAAGUUUCAAAUAUGAAGUUAUGUUAAACAGAGGAAUACACAACAAUUAAGCUAAUGUAAACCUAAAAUGUCAUAGCUAGCAGAAUAGGAUCUAAGAUUUUGUGUCUCCUCAUUCUCUUUUCUAUCAAUAUAGGCCUAGUUUUGAACCAAAUCUGCAAGCAAGUCAAUAGUUAUGAAUGCUUACAUUUGGUACAAUUAGUGUGAUGUGGAAGCAAGCAUGAAGUUUGCUUGAAACGCUGCCAGUGUUAAGAAUAGUUCACCUUGGUCCUAAUCCCACUGCUUGUUGCCUUACGGCAUGAGGCACUUCCCUUUUGAAGGAGGGAAAUAUUUAUUUCCCCUCUACUAUUGUGGGAUCCCACAAUGAGAAGGAAAUCUGCCUUCAUCUUACUCAGGUGGAAACUACACAUGCAUUUUCUCCCUGUACAAUUAUCUGAGAAGGGGCAAACUAUAGUUGAUGACAUAGUUCUGGUUCUAGUAAUUCUUAUUCUUAAGUCCAUCAGCUUCAAUGAUACUUGAAAUUCCAUGUUAGCACACUUAAAAUGAUCCUUUCUUCAUGUUUUAUGUUAGACAAUUUAUCCCCAGUGCCUUUCCAAGUAAGAGUUCAUAUAUUAAGAGCUGUGGAAAAUACUUAUACUCUAUUACAACUUAGCAUGAUUCCUGAUGGAGAAAUUUGUCAGUGUCUGAGGCAUGAACAUUCAUAAAUACCAUGGGAAUAUCCAUGCAAACCAUUGAUCAUCUAAAAGAGAUCAAUAUGGAUAGCAUGAUGGACAUGGAUAUAGAACAACCAUUGCUGCUGUCACAAAAUCAGCAAAAGUAAUUUCCAGCUCACAUGGUAGUAGCUCUUUUCUAUUAAGUAUUUCCUUUUCUACUUCCUGUCUUGAUGCUGCCUGUUACUGGAAACAUGACUUUAUGGAGCAUAUUCAGAGUUCUUCAGCUGCACAUGACUUUCCACUAGUUUCAUGUCAUUGUUUAGAAGGUUUUCUCCUGAUUUACUCCAGUGUAACAAUGGGAAAACUAUGAUUAUUGUGACCUUUUUCUCAUAAAAUCUCAUUACUUCUCCAUCCUCCUCUCAUCAUCCACUUGUCAUACUUGGAUAUGUAGCCCAUAUGUAUAGAAAAGUAGUGGUAGGAAACAUAUUGGAAAGUUCUCCAGUUGCUAUUGGAUUAAGGGAAACAAAAUGGCUAGUGAUGAGAUGACAGCCCAAAUAGAAAGUGCCAGUUGGACCAAUGAUUAGGUGAUGAUCAUGGAAAGUGGAAAACAAACAUUAACUUCCUCCAUCUACAAAGAAUCUGGGAGCCACAUUGUACAUAACACAAUGUUUCUUGCCCUUAUCUAGCUUAGAUCAUGAUACUUAUUGGCUGCUUUUUUCAGGAAACAUCAGUGAGAGCUAUUUUUUGUUGUUUAUGUGAAAGUUAUCAUGCCAAAACUUUAAUUACAGCAGUAGCAAUGGCCAAUACAUUAUCAUUGUAUUCAGGGUAAUGUUUUCAAUAUGUGGUUUUGUUAUUCCAUUUAAGAUGAGUACAUAUGUUGUAACUAAAGUUUCAUGAGAGCUAUGUUGAAAUUAAUUGGAUACAAAAUCUGCUGCUUGAAUGUUUCCAACCCAGAGUGCAUUGUACAGAUGUUAAAUUAUUUUUGUUAGUCUUUUCUUGGUGCCAGUCUGUUUUGUGAAAAUGUACAAUGAAAGAUAAAAACAUUUUAUCGCAAAGAAAAUUAAUAUUAUAUUUUCUUUACAGGUAUUUAUAACAUAUUAAAGACUUUACCAAGUACAGUUUUAAAAAUAUUAUAACAAACUUUAAAAAUAAUAAAUUAUAACCAACGAUGU
Molecule: messenger RNA, 7311 nt
Organism: Sphaerodactylus townsendi
Lineage: Eukaryota; Metazoa; Chordata; Lepidosauria; Squamata; Sphaerodactylidae
Gene: PCSK1
Product: proprotein convertase subtilisin/kexin type 1
Exons: 14
Coding region: 787-3033 (748 amino acids)
Biological process (GO): protein processing
Cellular component (GO): trans-Golgi network; Golgi membrane
Molecular function (GO): serine-type endopeptidase activity
Source: RefSeq, a predicted model, not a curated record